Molecule: messenger RNA, 510 nt
Organism: Corylus avellana
Lineage: Eukaryota; Viridiplantae; Streptophyta; Magnoliopsida; Fagales; Betulaceae
Source: the annotation of a RefSeq genome assembly
AUGAUAAAGAAAAGAAAGAGGAAUCCAUAUACAGAAGUAUGUGCUUUAGGUAAACAUAUACGUAUGUCUACUAACAAAGCACGAAGAGUAAUUGAUCAGAUUCGUGGACGUUCCUACGAAGAAACACUUAUGGUACUAGAACUUAUGCCUUGUCGAGCAUAUUAUCCACUUUUCAAAUUGGUUUAUUCUGCAGCAGCAAAUGCUAUUCACAAUAUGGGUUUAAACGAAGCAAGUUUAAUCAUUAGUAAAGUGGAAGUCAACGGGGGUACUACUGUUAAAAAAUUGAAACCUCGAACUCGAGGACGUAUUUAUCCGAUUUAUCCGAUAAAAAGACCCACUUGUCAUAUAACUAUUGUAUUAAAAGAUGUAUCUGUAAACGAACAAUAUUAUAAAAGAUCCGAAUACACCAUAUUAUGCUUAAAAAACCCUGAAUGGAUAAAUAAAAAUAAGUACACAGAUAUGACGUAUCAUGAUAUAUAUAGUAUCGGGGGAUUAUGGGACAAAAAAUAA